Messenger RNA from Ctenopharyngodon idella (grass carp), 4284 nucleotides. It is a transcript of the gene spx, whose product is annotated as spexin hormone. The coding region runs from base 2680 to 3033 and encodes 117 amino acids. Gene Ontology annotation, molecular function: neuropeptide hormone activity. NCBI's taxonomy places the organism in Eukaryota, Metazoa, Chordata, Actinopteri, Cypriniformes, Xenocyprididae. The transcript has 4 exons. The record is from RefSeq and is a predicted model, not a curated record.
CAAAAGUGAGUGCACCCCUAAGUGAAAAUGUCCAAAUUGGACCAAAUUAGCCAUUUUCUCUCCCCGGUGUCAUGUGACUUGUUAGUGUUACAAGGUCUCAGGUGUGAAUAGGGAGCAGAUGUGUUAAAUUUGGUGUUAUCGCUCUCAAUCUCUCAUACUGGUCACUGGAAGUUCAACAUGGCACCUCAUGGCAAAGAACUCUCUGAGGAUCUGAAAAAAAGAAUUGUUGCUCUACAUAAAGAUGGCGUAGGCUAUAAGAAGAUUGCCAAGACCCUGAAACUGAGCUGCAGGACGUUGGCUAAGACUAUACAGCGGUUUAACAGGACAGGUUUCACUCAGAACAGGCCUCGCCAUGGUCGAACAAAGAAGUUGAGUGCACGUGCUCAGCGUCACAUCCAGAGGUUGUGUUUGGGAAAUAGACGUAUGAGUGCUGCCAACAUUACUGCAGAGGUUGAAGGGGUGGGGGGUCAGCCUGUCAGUGCUCAGACCAUACACCACACACUGCAUCAAACUGGUCUGCAUGGCUGUCAUCCCAGAAGGAAGCCUCUUCUAAAGAUGAUGCACAAGAAAGCCCGCAAACAGUUUGCUGAAGACAAGCAGACUAAGGACAUGGAUUACUGGAACCAUGUUCUGUGGUCUGAUGAGACCAAGAUAAACUUAUUUGGUUCAGAUGGUGUCAAGCAUGUGUGGCGGUGAGGAGUACAAAGACAAGUGUGUCUUGCCUACAGUCAAGCAUGGAGGUGGGAGUGUCAUGGUCUGGGGCUGCAUGAGUGCUGCCGGCACUGGGGAGCUACAGUUCAUUGAGGGAACCAUGAAUGCCAACAUGUACUGUGACAUACUGAAGCAGAGCAUGAUCCCCUCCCUUCGGAGACUGGGUGAUAACGACCCCCAAACACACCUCCAAGACGACCACUGCCUUGCUAAAGAAUGUCUCCAGACCUAAACCCUAUUGAGCAUCUGUGGGGCAUCCUCAAAUGGAAGGUGGAGGAGCGCAAGGUCUCUAACAUCCACCAGCUCUGUGAUGUCGUCAUGGAGGAGUGAAAGAGGACUCCAGUGGCAACCUGUGAAGCUUUGGUGAACUCCAUGCCCAAGAGGGUUAAGGCAGUGCUGGAAAAUAAUGGUGGCCACACAAAAUAUUGACACUUUGGGCCCAAUUUGGACAUUUUCACUUAGGGGUGUACUCACUUUUGUGGCCAGCGGUUUAGACAGUAAUGGCUGUGUGUUGAGUGAUUUUGAGGGGACAGCAAAUUUACACUGUUAUACAAGCUGUACACUCACUACUUUACAUUGUAGCAAAGUGUCAUUUCUUCAGUGUUGUCACAUGAAUAAAAUAUUUACAAAAAUGUGAGGGGUGUAUCAUUUCUGUGAGAUACUGUAUAUAAUGAAAAUGGUUUAGCUGCCAAAAACUGUUGUAAAUAUAAAUUUAAAAACCUGGCAUGAGUUUUUAUUUCUUACAUUCUUAUAAUAUUCAGGGUAUACUGUAAAAAUGAAUGAAAAAUAUUUGCAAUUUCCAACUGGAGUUCCUAAAAAAAAUGCUAAUAUUAAUAAUAAUUAAUAUAAUUUUAUAGUAUUAAUAAUGCAAUAUAUAUACAAAUUUAAAUCCUGAUAUGUUUUUUUUUUUUUUUUAAAUGGUUCAGCUGCCAAAAACUGUUAUAAAUAUAAAUUUUAAAACCUGGCAUAUAUACAUAUAUAUAUAUAUAUAUAUAUAUAUAUAUAUAUAUAGUUUUAUACUAUUAAUAUACUAAAAUUAUGUUUUAUUGUUAUGUUUAUUUUUUUUCUUCUGGGUAUCUGAAGAAUGGCAAAUGGUGUCUGAAGUAUCAUUUUUACAGUGAGGAAUGAGUCUUUUCUUCAACCUAGUUUUUACUUUGCCAAGAUUUGUCAUUUGUAAUCUAUUUCAGAGACCAUAAACAUAUAUGAUUGUCUCUUAUCCAUUAUUCCCUUCUAGAAGACACAUAAAUUGCAAGCAAUUUGGAGGCAGAGCCCAGCAGAUAUUUAUAUAUGUAGUGUCAGCAGGGAAACCCCAUCAGCCACUUACUGUUCAUUCAUAAAAAACGAUUAGCUGGUGUAUUUGAGACGCUUCAUUGCUGAAGGCGUAAACAUAUCAAUACUUUCCCCCCUCUUCUUUUCAUUAGUUACUAUUAAAAGUGCACCUGAAUGGAAAUUUCCCUUCGGAAGAGCUGCAAAGCAUCCUAGCUUACAGAUGUAGCCCUACAAGCGUGUGUCUUCAAACGUCAUAGCAAUAAUGUAGGUUUAUUAUUUUUAAAGGAAGGGUUAACUAAUCGCUCCGAAAGGUUCGUGGUCCGGCCCCGUCGUGAAUCAAUGGGACUUGACCUAUAGCUGAAGACUAAUUCAUUCAACAUUCCCCCACCCUGAUGAUUAUAAAUAUCAAGGACAGACUUCACAGUCUUCACUCUUGAUCUUGCCUCUGAGACUCAACAGCUGAAGAGGACGUCUGACACUAUGAAAGUAAGUCCACAUUCAUGCUCGCAUUCGUCUCGACCACUUUCAGCAGUUAACUUACAAGUAGACAGAGUAAAAAAGACAGAAGUUGAAGUGACUACCACCAGAUACUACUAGUCAUUUUACUAUUAGGAAUCUUGUACUGUCAUAAUUGCAUACAAUAUAAGUAACAUUGAAGAGAAAAGAGGCUUUAUACUGUGUUAUAAAAGGCUAAUUGCAAUGCAGUGCACAUGGAAAAUGAUUAAUUUUAACAUAACUUCACCUUUCCAGGAUUUAAGGACUCUUGCGGCGUACGCACUUGUGCUGUUACUUCUGGCAACAUUCGUGUCCCAUUCCCGGAGUGCGCCCAGGGGCAGUUUUCAGCGUCGGAAUUGGACACCCCAAGCCAUGUUAUAUCUGAAGGGAACACAGGGGCGGCGCUUUGUGUCAGAAGACAGAAAUGAAGGGGACUUGUACGACACAAUACGCUUGGAGUCACGCAGCCAAAAUACAGAAAACCUGAGGAUCUCUAAAGCGGCUGCAUUUCUCUUAAAUGUUCUCCAGCAAGCCAGAGACGAGGAUGAGCCUUACUGAAACCAGCUAAAAGAGCUCGAACAACUCACUCUUACAUCUGAAUCAUGUGGAAUUUAAUGUUUUCAAGUUCAUCCUCAGCUACGAUGAUGCCCGUGUUUUAACUUCUCUGAAAGUUCAUCACUUACUGUUCAACAUUAUUACAAGUAAUGUGGAGUUGAGUUAUGUAUGUUUCCAGAUUAUUUGUAUCAUUCCACUUGGACUUAUUUUGGACUGAUAAUUUAAGUAACAAGGAAUAGAGCAAAGACUGAUUCUUGUUGUUUUAUUUCAGGUGAAAUAAUGGGUUGUUUUUUCAAGACAUAUCAUCUUGGAAAAGAUACUAUUUAUGAUGAUUGAAAUUCUGUGUAAUAUAAAUUAACUGUACAGAUUUUUUCUUUCUUUCAUUUUCUCAUGUUAAAUCAACAUGUGAAUUGAAUUGUCUGUAAAAUACAUAUUUGAGAAUGUGAACUUUUUCUCAAUUAAUUAAACUAAAUUUGCACUGAUAACCACUACCGUGAGUGAGACUUCUUUGGUUGAACUUUAUUUGAAUGCGUCCUUGUUAAAGUGUAAUUAUACCAUUGUGUACAAAGCAAUAUUAAUUAACAACAUAGGAUUAGGGUUUGUUGCUUGUAAUUAGGCAUAAUUUACUGUUAUUACAUGUAACAUACAUAACAAGGACACUAAAAUUGCCAACUUGUUAAUAAAACAUGGGUGGGAUGUUUUACAUUUUGUGCACAUUAAUGUUGCUAUUAAAAUUUUGCUUAUCUUGGUAAUAUGUGACCCUGGACCACAAAACCAGUCAUAAGCAUCAAUUUUUUGAAAUUGAUAUUUAUACAUCAUCUGAAAGCUUUCCAUUGAUGUAUGGUUUGUUAGGAUAGGACAAUAUUUGAAAAUCUGGAAUCUGAGGGUGCAAAAAAAUCUAAAUAUUGAGAAAAUAGCCUUUAAAGUCCUUAGCAAUGCAUAUAUAAAUUUCUGAUAUAUUUAGGGUAGGGGAUUUACAAAAUAUCUUCAUGAAACAUGAUCUUUACUUAAAAUCCUAAUGAUUUUUGGCAUAAAAGAAAAAUCGAUAAUUUUGACCCAUUAAAUGUAUUUUUGGCUAUUGCUACAAAUAUACCUGUGCGACUUAUGACUGGUUCUGUGGUCCAGGGUCACAUAUAUAAAGGUAUGUUAUAGUGAAAAAUGUAAAUCCAUUUUUUUCAACAUUUUCUCUAUUAUAGCGUCAUGGCACCAAUCUACCAAAUUUAGUGGUUAGCUUUAAAAAAUAAAAAAUAAUAA